UUGGAAGUGAAGUGGCGGCACCGAGCAGGAGUAUGCAGCGCUUGGAGUGCGUCGUGCAACAGUAUGCAUGGGGAAAGAAGGGAACAUGCAGUAUCGUUGCCAAUCUCAAGGCGGCGUCGGACAAGACGUACGCUAUCAAGGACAAUGAACCGUACGCUGAACUGUGGAUGGGGACACACCCGAAUGGCCCUUCGUCCAUUGCAGACACAUCUCAACUUCUUUCAGAGUGGAUCAAGGAGAAUCCAUGGGCUCUUGGCAACACCACCGACAUUCCGUACCUAUUCAAGGUCCUCUCCGUGAAUCAAGCCCUGUCGAUCCAGGCACACCCCGACAAAUCUGCUGCGAAGCGAUUGCACAAGGAUUUUCCCCAUAUUUACAAAGAUGCCAACCACAAACCCGAAAUGGCGAUUGCCCUUACCCACUUUGAAGCCUUGUGCCAAUUUCGUCCCAUGGCUCAGAUCGUUAACAAUAUCACACACGUCGAGGAGUUCCGCCUCCUCGUGGACCCAUCCGUGGCGACUGCUGUCGUCGAAUUUCAGGACCUUCCAUCCCUCCGUGCCUUUUUCCGCGCGAUGAUUUAUUGCGAUCCCACCAAAGCUACGGCUGCCCUCGCGAGUCUUCGUACCCGACUGGAGUCCCUGCGCGAAAGCCUCUCACCUCUCGACGCUCUCGUCCUACGGUUGAACGAACAGUACCCCAACGACAUUGGCGCGUUCUCGCCCUAUCUGUUGAAUUAUGUGGUGCUUGAGCCUGGUGACGCGGUGUUCCUUGGCGCGAACGAACCCCAUGCGUAUCUCUCCGGCGAGUGCGUCGAGUGCAUGGCUGGGUCGGACAAUGUCGUGCGUGCAGGCCUCACGCCCAAGUUCAUCGACAAGGCGACGCUCGUCGAUAUGCUCACGUACAACGUUGGUUCCCCGCCCGUGCAGUGUGGCAAGACUGUCGACGAGUUCUUGACCCGAUACACCUCGCCCGUCCCCGAGUUUCAGGUCGAGCGAAUCACGUUGCCAUCAUCCAAGACGUACAACUUGGAGGCCACUGCAGGACCGUCUAUUCUCCUUGUGUUGAACGGCCAAGGUGUCGCCAGUGUGCAAGGUGGAGCUGAACUCGACGUGGGCACCGGGCAGGUAUUUUUUGUUCCGGCAGGCUAUAGCGUCACACUCACAAGCAGAUCGGACGGACUCGUCGUCUAUCGGUCGUCGCCGAACGAGAACGCACAGAAAUAGUACAUGAUAUCAACACGUCGUCCUUUUUCUGCGGCA
Aphanomyces invadans is the source of this 1259-nucleotide messenger RNA. Its product is annotated as mannose-6-phosphate isomerase, class I. The record is from RefSeq and is a predicted model, not a curated record. The coding region runs from base 33 to 1223 and encodes 396 amino acids. The transcript is spliced from 5 exons. Gene Ontology annotation, cellular component: cytosol. Gene Ontology annotation, molecular function: zinc ion binding; mannose-6-phosphate isomerase activity. NCBI's taxonomy places the organism in Eukaryota, Oomycota, Saprolegniomycetes, Saprolegniales, Verrucalvaceae. Gene Ontology annotation, biological process: GDP-mannose biosynthetic process; carbohydrate metabolic process.